UAUUGUUCCAUGUGGCCUCGGUGGGUGGACUGGACGGUGGGACGGUCCAUCCUGCUGCCUGUUGUUCGGCGGCGGAGCCAAUGGCAGCCCGGCUGCCGCUCAGUCCCGGUCCAAUGAGAGCAGCGGGGUCUGGACUCGUUUCGAGAGUUGGGUUGUUCAAUCUGCGAGGAGGACAACAAGCCGCCGCAGCAGCUCUCCGAGUGUACCGGAUGGAUGGAUGCUGACGAUGUCUCCUCCUGACGGCGCCGGCGGUGGAUGCGAGCGGUCGACCUGAGGCUUGUCGCUGAUUUCGGUUCUGCGGAUGAUGUGAUGCGACAAACCUGAUCGAGAGAGCUUCUGGUACAGAUGAGUUGCUGCUUCGCUGCGGGACGUGUGUCCUUCCACUGAGGCCACAUGUGUAUCCGGACAGAUGGAUCGCUGUAAGCACGUGGUUCGCCUCCGCCUGGGCCAGGACCAUUCCAUCCUCAAUCCCCAGAAAUGGCACUGCGUGGAGUGCCGCACCACCGACUCGGUGUGGGCCUGCCUCAAGUGCUCCCACGUGGCCUGCGGACGCUUCAUAGAGGAGCACUUCCUCAAACACUUUCAGGAGUCCCAACACCCGCUGGCCAUGGAGGUGCGUGAGCUGGACGUCUUCUGCUUCGCCUGCGGGGACUACGUACUCAACGACAAUGCGGAGGGAGACCUCAAGCUCCUCAGGGGCGCUCUCUCUACGGUGCGCAGCGCGGGUCGGCGGUCGCUGCGCUCCUCCGCCGGGGGGGAAGGCGCGCCGCAGCCCGCCAUGCAGCUGGCCCUGCGCCACCGGAGGAAAGCGCUGCUGGGACGGAUGCUUCAGGCGUGGGUCAACAAACACCAGGAGGUCCAGACUCGGCGGCGGGAGAAACUGGAGGAGGCCAGACGACACAAGAAGGAGGUGAAAAGGAAGCUCCUGGAAGAUCUGGGGAACAUCCCUCCCAGGAAGAGCGCCCGGCUCCUCACUCAGGCGCCGCGGUCCACCAUGACGCUCGUCCCUCGCAAAUUCCGCGACCCCCCAGAACGCCUACCUCCGCCUCCCAAGAAGCCUUCCCUCCUCGCCCUGCCGCGCAGGGCCCCGCAGUUCAGCCGGGCCGCCAAGUUGAGGAGGUACUACUCCACGCACGCGGUCACGCGGCGGAGACACGCCCCGGGCGUCACCGGUCUGCGCAACUUGGGAAACACGUGCUACAUGAACUCAAUAUUGCAGGUGCUGAGCCACCUGCAGAAAUUCAGGGAGUGUUUUCUCACGUUGGACCUGUGCGAGACCGAGGAGCUGCUGGCCAAGACCAACCACUCCCAGGGGGUGAAGGGGGUGACGGGAGCGGUCGUGAGCAGCGCCGCCGCGCCGCUGACGGAGAGCCCGCUCGGACGUAUGGGGAAGGCGGGUUGCUGGAACCCGCCGGUGGACAAAAAGGAGAGCGUCCCGGCGUCGCCGCAGGACGCAGAACUGGUCCAGCCCAAAGAGCCGCGCUGCUCUACCCGCCAGCAGAUGUCUCUGUGCCACGAGCUGCACACGCUGUUCAGGGUGAUGUGGUCGGGCCGCUGGACUCUGGUGUCUCCCUUCGCCAUGCUGCACUCGGUGUGGAACCUCAUCCCGGCGUUCCGCGGCUACGACCAGCAGGACGCCCAGGAGUUCCUGUGCGAGCUGCUGGACAAGGUGCAGCAGGAGCUGGACACGGAGGGCUCCAAGCGGCGGAUCGUCAUCCCCAUCACAAAGAGGAAGCUGUCCAAGCAGGUGCUGAAGGUGCUGAACACCAUCUUUCACGGACAACUGCUCAGCCAGGUGACGUGUCUGUCCUGUAAGCACAAGUCCAACACAGUGGAGCCAUUCUGGGAUUUAUCUCUGGAGUUUCCAGAGAGAUACCACAGCAGGAACAAAGGCUCGGGCGCUGCCGCUCACCAGCGCAGCUGCACCCUCAUAGAGAUGCUGUCCAAGUUCACAGAGAUGGAGGCUCUGGAGGGCAACAUCUACGCCUGCAACCACUGCAACAGGAGAAGAAGAAAAUCGUCCCAUAAACCCUUAGUUCUGUCAGAAGCACGUAAGCAGCUUCUGAUCUACCGCUUACCUCAGGUUCUACGGCUGCACCUCAAGCGCUUCAGAUGGUCGGGCCGGAACCACAGGGAGAAAAUCGGCGUCCACGUGGCCUUCGACCAGGUUCUGAACAUCAAACCGUACUGCUGCCCAGACUCAGGUCACUCCGUCCACAGAGGAGGCUACACCUACGACCUGUCCGCUGUGGUCAUGCAUCACGGUAAAGGCUUCGGCUCAGGGCACUACACCGCAUACUGCUACAACACGGAAGGAGGUUUCUGGGUCCAUUGUAACGACUCCGAGAUGAAGGUUUGCAGCGUGGAGGAAGUGUGCAACACUCAGGCCUAUAUUCUCUUCUAUACCCAGAGGUCUGCCUAGGCACCUCUCUCGCUGUGACUUGUUCUGAGGGCUGCGUCCAAGAAGAAGCUGUCCCACGCCGUUCCCUGAUGUCACUUUGCCAGGGUUUGCCACGCAGGAAGGUGACGAGCGCCAAGGGGGAAGCCUUUCUCACAGGGGCGUCUCAAUAAGUUACUUUGUUUCAGUAAUUCAGUUCAGAGGGGGGACUCGCAUCUUAUUUAGGUUCAUUACAGAGUGGUAUGUUUCAGUGUUUUAUUUCUGUUUAUUUUAAUGAUUAGCCUAUCAGCCUGUAGGUCUGCUUACCUAACUAUUAUGGUUAGCUGUUCCAGGGAGGCUCAGAAGUGGGAUGCCCGAUACUUAAAAUGAAAUCUGCAUCUCCAUAAAGCUCCUCAGCAGAGAGCAGCAUGAAGUGCUCACACUGGAACUCAACAUCUUGUGCUUUGUGCCUCUGACUCUGAAUCAGCUGCAGCCCAUCUCCUGGAUGUCUGUCUGUCUGUGGCGGCUCUGAGUUCUGAUUCCUGCUACACUCCACACUUUGUCAAUCUCCUUCACAUUUAUAAAUCAGCUUUGCUUGCACUGCAUAAAUAGAACUAAAAAUAAGUAAAGUUUUCUUGAAAUGAAUGUAUUUGCCCUUGAUUUGAGCAGGUAAAUUAGAUUA
Messenger RNA from Fundulus heteroclitus (mummichog), 3059 nucleotides. RefSeq names its product ubiquitin specific peptidase 49 (gene usp49). Gene Ontology annotation, cellular component: cytoplasm. The record is from RefSeq and is a predicted model, not a curated record. The transcript is spliced from 7 exons. Gene Ontology annotation, molecular function: cysteine-type deubiquitinase activity; zinc ion binding. Lineage: Eukaryota; Metazoa; Chordata; Actinopteri; Cyprinodontiformes; Fundulidae. Gene Ontology annotation, biological process: protein deubiquitination. The coding region runs from base 410 to 2422 and encodes 670 amino acids.